AUGACUGCAGUCUUCCGUCCCAACGCCACGGCCUUGAUCACGGGCGGAGGCAGUGGGAUAGGAUUCGCCAUAGCCCAACUCUGUCGCUCGCACGGCAUGAAUCUCGUCCUGGUAGAUAUCCAUGCUGACAACCUAGCCCACGCCCAUACGAUGUUGGGCAACACGGCAACUGCAACGACGCUCACUCAUGUAAUGGACGUUGGGGAUUUGGCUUCUUGGGAGUACCUCCGCUCGAAAGUCGGACAGACAUUUCCCGAUGGAGUGGAUUUGCUGAUGCUCAAUGCGGGCGCGUCCGUGAAGCCGAAGGACCCUGAGAAGCCGUGGGAGGAUCCGGAGUAUUUCCAGAAGACACUUACAACCAAUGUCAUGGGCGUUGUCAACGGCUUGGCUACAUUUCUCCCAAUUGUCAGCGCUUCAUCCGAGGAGCCGCGAGCCAUCAUAAUCACCGGCUCAAAACAAGGCAUCACCAAUCCACCCGGUGCCCACAAUCCAGCGUACAAUGCCAGUAAGUCGACCGUGAAAACCAUCGCAGAGCACCUUUGCCACGAUCUCCUCCCGAACAAGAACAUCUCGACACACCUUCUCAUUCCCGGGUGGACGUAUACUUCCAUGACCGGAAACACUGGUGUUGUGCCAGACGGUAAAAAGCCAAAGGGUGCUUGGUUACCUGAGCAGUUGGCGGAGUACAUGUAUGAGAAGAUGCGCAAGAAAGACUUUUAUAUUAUUUGUCCCGAUGAUGAUGUGACUGAAGAGCUUGACCAGGCGAGAAUGGCAUGGGCGAUGGGGGAUGUCAUGGAGCGUCGUCCACCGUUAUCUAGGUGGAAUGAUAUGUGGAAGGACGUUGCUGCGGAGUGGAUUGAGAAAGAGUUGGAAAAGAGGAGAAAGUUAAAAUCUGGUUGA
Paracoccidioides brasiliensis Pb18 is the source of this 900-nucleotide messenger RNA. RefSeq lists its product as uncharacterized. The coding region runs from base 1 to 900 and encodes 299 amino acids. The transcript is spliced from 2 exons. The record is from RefSeq and is a predicted model, not a curated record. Gene Ontology annotation, cellular component: intracellular anatomical structure. Gene Ontology annotation, molecular function: oxidoreductase activity, acting on NAD(P)H, oxygen as acceptor.